UGUUUUAUUUAAAAUUUGAGCUGUUUUCAUUCUUCUCAGUUUAUCGAUGGCAUUCAACUGCGGUAUCGAGAAAUUGAAGGGAAAAUAUAUACCGCCACUCCGCUCAUUCAUCGAGCUGUCACCACUUAUACGAUUGAAAAUCUCAAAUCCAACCACCAGUAUGAAAUUGGAGUUUUCUUCAUACCAUUUCCAGGUCAGCAUACGGAAUUAAGCGCUGAUCACAUGCUGCGAUUCACCACUGCCAAUUUGGUGGACAACUAUGGAUUCUCGAUCAUUCUAGAUGUGGCCCAAAUCAAAUCCACCAGCGUCGAAAUUGCUUGGACGGGGGUGCCCUACCCGGAAGACAAAUACGUAAAUAUUUACAGAGCGAUAUACCAAAGCGACUCGGGUAAAGAGGAUCACAGUACAUUUAAAAUCGCCAAACGAGACUCGCCCACCAAAACGAUCGUCAGCGAAUUGAAGCCGGGUACCAGAUACCGAAUUUGGCUGGAAGCUUACUUGACUAAUGGCAAAAUCAAAACUAGCAACGUGCAGGACUUCAUUACCAAACCCCGUGCUGCUCCUGCUUUGGGUUCGUCUUCACAGGGUAAGCGACUUCGAUUCAUUGGGUCUCAUGAAUAA
Dendroctonus ponderosae (mountain pine beetle) is the source of this 621-nucleotide messenger RNA. Its product is annotated as putative epidermal cell surface receptor. The transcript is spliced from 3 exons. Bases 223 to 621 code for a protein of 132 amino acids. Gene Ontology annotation, molecular function: protein binding. NCBI's taxonomy places the organism in Eukaryota, Metazoa, Arthropoda, Insecta, Coleoptera, Curculionidae. The record is from RefSeq and is a predicted model, not a curated record.